UUCGACCACUAUUUGUUAAACAUAAAUUGUAUUUUAUCAUCUCCUUUUCUAGUGUAUAAGCUCAAUUGAUGUUGAUUAAAAAAUUGAAUACAGGGUUUGUAACAAACUUAUGUCAGAUAUGAAAUAUUUUAAUUAAAAGAAACGCUAUCCCCAUAAGUUUGAUGUGGAAUAUAGUCGAAUGAUUGCAAUGAUCAUUGCAAAGCAAAUAUGUGCAAUAACUUCCUUAUCGACAUGUACUUAAACUUUACAUUAGGGCGAAUGAAAUCUUUAAGAUAAGUCGACAAUUCUAGAUGUAAUUCCCGAGUCUUAUCGCAGAGUUCACAAUGUUGUCGAGUAGUUUUGUGGCAUAUUUUUUACUUUUGUCGGCCUGGUCCUCUCUCGGUCUGGACAGAACUGAUCGGCUCCUUAUAAAUAGUGACCCUCAGGCUCUCCAAGUGCAAAUCAAUAAUUUGAUCCAAAAGUUGGGAAAAACCAAUCAGGAAGUCAGCUACCUGAAGUCUCAGCUUUCAUCUCAGCACCAUCAGAUAUCGUCUUGUGCAGGUUCAACCUUUACUGUUUGGGGGAAACAGUCUUGUCCAAAAGUAAAUGGAACAGAGCUAGUUUAUAAUGGAUUCACAAGUGGAAGCCAGUAUAAUGAAAAGGGAAAUGGAGUAAACACCCUUUGUCUGCCUCAUGAUCCAGAAAACUUAUUGACCUCAAUAUCGGUGUCAACCGGAAACGAUUACGCGCAUCUUUAUGGGGCCGAGUACCAGUUUAAUAUUGGUCGCAUACAGAUAGACGAUAACGUUCCUUGUGCCGUCUGCCAAACCAAGAGGGCGUCAUCAACCAUUAUGAUUCCUGGUAAACGCUCAUGUCCGAUUCAUUGGCAGAAACAGUAUACAGGAAUCUUGACCGCAAAUUGGUAUGAUUAUCAAGAAAGUGAAUACUUAUGCAUUGACGAAGAUCCGGAUUACGUCGAAGGGUCCCGAAGAAAUGAGAAUGGAAGACUGUUUUACCCGGUGAAAACUGUGUGCGGAUCGUUACCGUGUCCCCCUUAUGAAAAUGGAAACCUUCUAACAUGUGUUGUUUGUUCCAAAUAAAUCAUAAACCGAU
This is a messenger RNA of Magallana angulata, 1092 nucleotides long. RefSeq names its product short-chain collagen C4-like. Bases 324 to 1079 code for a protein of 251 amino acids. NCBI's taxonomy places the organism in Eukaryota, Metazoa, Mollusca, Bivalvia, Ostreida, Ostreidae. The record is from RefSeq and is a predicted model, not a curated record. The transcript has 3 exons.